Molecule: messenger RNA, 3309 nt
Organism: Ooceraea biroi (clonal raider ant)
Lineage: Eukaryota; Metazoa; Arthropoda; Insecta; Hymenoptera; Formicidae
Gene: Vha100-1
Product: V-type ATPase subunit a family protein Vha100-1
Biological process (GO): vacuolar acidification; proton transmembrane transport
Cellular component (GO): vacuolar proton-transporting V-type ATPase complex; vacuolar proton-transporting V-type ATPase, V0 domain; plasma membrane
Molecular function (GO): proton-transporting ATPase activity, rotational mechanism; ATPase binding
Source: RefSeq, a predicted model, not a curated record
UCCCGUGACCGCUCCGAUCGAUUAUCAUUCGUCCGCGACUACCACGGCCGCAGUUCCAGGAAGACGACAAAGGCUCGAGAGCGAGCGUGGCGAAGCGCAAUCAGCGACUGCCGAUGCUACGAAAGUGAAAGCGACCUCAUCGCUCCUGUGACACGUUAUCAACACCUGCGAAGAUGGGCUCGCUGUUUCGCAGCGAGGAGAUGACCCUGUGUCAGCUGUUCCUCCAAAGUGAAGCCGCCUAUGCCUGCGUCUCCGAGCUCGGAGAGCUGGGUCUGGUGCAGUUCCGUGACCUGAAUCCCGAUGUCAAUGCGUUCCAACGGAAAUUUGUCAAUGAGGUGCGUCGCUGUGACGAGAUGGAGCGCAAGCUGCGCUACCUGGAGAAGGAGAUCAAGAAGGACGGCAUCCCGAUGCUCGACACCGGCGAGAACCCGGAGGCUCCGCAGCCCCGAGAAAUGAUCGACCUGGAGGCUACUUUCGAGAAGCUGGAGAACGAGCUGCGAGAAGUGAAUCAGAACGCUGAGGCACUCAAACGCAAUUUUCUAGAGCUGACCGAGCUCAAGCAUAUCUUGAGGAAGACUCAGGUCUUCUUCGAUGAGGCUGAGCAUGGAGGUGUCGUGUCGCAGAUGGCAGAUCCCAGCCGUGAGGAGGAACAAGUCACUCUGUUGGGUGAGGAGGGCCUCCGCGCCGGCGGCCAGGCUCUCAAACUCGGCUUCGUCGCGGGAGUCAUCCUGAGGGAACGCAUCCCUGCGUUCGAGCGCAUGUUAUGGCGUGCGUGUCGUGGGAAUGUCUUCCUACGCCAAGCGGAAAUUGAGACUCCUCUGGAGGAUCCUUCGACGGGGGACCAGGUGUUCAAGUCGGUCUUCAUCAUUUUCUUCCAAGGCGAUCAGUUGAAGACUCGCGUGAAAAAGAUCUGCGAGGGUUUCAGGGCGACCUUGUAUCCUUGUCCAGAAGCGCCAGCUGAUCGUAGGGAAAUGGCAAUGGGCGUCAUGACGCGCAUCGAAGAUUUGAACACUGUCUUAGGACAGACGCAGGACCAUCGUCACCGCGUCCUCGUGGCUGCCGCAAAGAACAUCAAGAACUGGUUCGUUAAAGUUCGCAAGAUCAAGGCAAUCUAUCAUACUCUGAAUCUUUUCAAUUUGGACGUCACUCAAAAGUGUCUGAUCGCCGAAUGCUGGGUGCCUGUGUUGGACAUCGAAACUAUUCAGCUGGCGUUAAGGCGCGGGACGGAGCGCAGCGGAAGUUCCGUACCGCCUAUUCUGAACCGCAUGGAAACCUUCGAGGAUCCACCGACGUACAAUCGUACGAACAAGUUCACGAAGGGCUUCCAGGCAUUGAUCGACGCCUAUGGAGUCGCCUCUUACCGCGAAAUGAAUCCCGCGCCCUACACCAUCAUCACAUUCCCGUUUCUGUUUGCGAUAAUGUUCGGUGACAGCGGCCACGGCCUGAUCAUGUUUCUCUUCGGUGGUUGGAUGGUGCUGAAGGAGAAGCCGCUGGCAGCUAAGAAGAGCGACAACGAGAUCUGGAACAUCUUCUUUGGUGGUCGUUACAUCGUCUUUCUCAUGGGUCUGUUCUCCAUGUAUACUGGUCUCAUUUACAAUGACGUGUUCUCCAAGUCGCUCAACAUCUUCGGCACCAACUGGGUGGUAAAUUACAACCAAAGCACCGUUAUGAACAACAAGGAGCUGCAGCUGAAUCCGAAUUCCACGGAUUACGUGGAUUAUCCGUAUCCGUUCGGCAUGGACCCGAUAUGGCAGCUGGCCGAGAACAAGAUCAUUUUCCAAAACUCCUACAAGAUGAAGAUCUCCAUUAUCUUCGGCGUAACGCACAUGCUGUUCGGCGUGGUAGUGGGACUCUGGAAUCACAUGUACUUCAAGAGACGCAUCAACAUCACUUGCGAGUUCGUGCCGCAGAUGAUCUUCCUUAUGUCGCUGUUCCUCUACAUGGUGAUCCUGAUGUUCGUCAAGUGGGUCAAAUACGGGCCGAAAAAUGAGUUUGUUGACGGGCCUGGCUGCGCGCCCUCGGUCCUCAUUACCUUCAUCAACAUGGUGCUGUUCAAGCCCGCCGCGAAGGUGCCGAAUUGCGAGAGUUACAUGUACGGCGGCCAGGCCGGUCUGCAGAAGUUCCUCGUGGUUGUCGCGGUGCUCUGCGUACCGUGGAUGCUGCUGGCGAAGCCGAUUAUGAUGAUGCGCAACCGCAGGAAGCAGCACUAUCAGCUGAACAAUCACGGCGCCGAGAACGGCGACGUCGAGGCUAGCAUGGGAACGCUACAGCAGAGUGGCGCCGUCACUCAGAGUGCCAGCGGUCACAAGGAAGAAGAGGAGGACAUGACGGAGGUGUUCAUUCAUCAGGGCAUUCACACGAUCGAGUACGUCCUCGGCAGUGUGUCGCACACCGCGUCCUAUCUGCGUCUCUGGGCCUUAUCUCUGGCUCAUGCUCAAUUGUCCGAAGUACUGUGGAACAUGGUGAUGAGGAUCGGCUUGGCGAGGGAGGGCUGGGACGGCGGCAUCGUCCUCUACGUCAUUUUUGCCUUCUGGGCGGUACUCACUGUGGGCAUCCUCGUACUCAUGGAGGGCCUGUCGGCAUUCCUGCACACUCUACGUCUGCAUUGGGUGGAGUUCCAGAGCAAGUUCUACGCUGGUUUAGGUUACAGCUUCCAGCCGUUCUCCUUCGAGAUCAUCUUGGACGCCGCGCAGGCCACUACCGAGGAUUAAAAUAUUUAUUUGUCAAAACUAAGCAGCUUUCAUUGAUUGUUAUUUAAUAGUACGAACAUGCGAGCUCGAUCGCUGCUUCUUUAACCAACUCAAUAGCUGGACAAGUUAGCUGUGAAUAAUUAAUGAACAAGGCAUCUCUUGUGAAUAGGGAUUAUCAGGUAGAGUAUCGAUUAAAUUAUUACACAUGAAGAAAAUGCAAAAUUUAUGACAAAAAUAUACAUUAAUGUAUGAAGAAAAAAAAACUACACGAAACUACAAGAUUCAAGUAGCACAAGAUCAUGACAAGAAAAUGUUUUCCUACGAACAUUGUGAGUUCCUUCCUCGUCUUUUUUAAAAGCACAAGUAUAAUCGCAAUAUCUGUUAAAUAAAAUAUCAAUCUGUACUUUCUCAUUUUGCCUUUUAGAUCGCCGUGUGAUAUUCAGUCUAAUAUAUUAAAAGUCUUACAAUUUUGUGAAUUUUUUCGUGCGAACGAUGCGAGAUUUUCCCUACGCACUGUAGAGUCUUUAGAUCUGAAAACAAAUGUAUAUCGCGCGGAGCGCAACACCGAUCAGUCGAUGCUGUUCCGCAUAUCUGUAUGUAAUAAAGAAUAUGGCAUAUU